UCAAUGAUACUCCUCUCCACAACGCUGCUGCUGACCAUCUAUCUUUAAUCGGCCAAACAAGGGUCCAUUAUAUAAUAUUACAAUACCCGUUUAGCACCCUAACUGGACAAAUCCAUUUCCAAAGGUGGGUAGUGAUUCUAUCACAAAUCCUAGAACCUAUUUGGGAACACACAGCCUGA
Messenger RNA from Racocetra persica, 179 nucleotides. Lineage: Eukaryota; Fungi; Glomeromycota; Glomeromycetes; Diversisporales; Gigasporaceae. The record is from the annotation of a GenBank genome assembly.